Wyeomyia smithii (pitcher-plant mosquito) is the source of this 2838-nucleotide messenger RNA. RefSeq lists its product as uncharacterized. The record is from RefSeq and is a predicted model, not a curated record. The transcript is spliced from 6 exons. Lineage: Eukaryota; Metazoa; Arthropoda; Insecta; Diptera; Culicidae. The coding region runs from base 347 to 2752 and encodes 801 amino acids.
UUGAGGGACAAUGCCGAAAAACGGACAUCCCCAUGGAAACCGAUUGUUGGAAGCGUAAAUCGAUAAAUCAAGGUUACUUGCGUGUUUCUCCCGCGACACUGCCGAGAAGUUUCGCGAUUUCGCAGUUCCGUGUUGGGCUUCGGGUGGAAAGGAUGCCUCGGAGUGGACCUUCUUCUUCCCUGCCUGGUGCUAGGUCUAGGUGGUGCGCAAAAGUGAAAGCGACCUGCUUUCUGGCGUAACUGAACUUUCUACCCGUAAAUCGAUUCCGCGACGGGGUGUUCCUGUGUAGUAAAUAGUGGUUGUGAUUUGUUGUUGAGUUUAUAGGAGAAAAAUAAAAUCGACCAAAAUGAACACGUCAAAAUGGCUUCCGAAGCAGCAUCACGAGGUGGUUAAACUGUUCGACCAAACGCGAACCGUCGAGCGGGAGUUUCGCAUUCUUGGGAAGAAAUUUGCGACCGAUAUUAACCUGGAUCUGCCGGAUUACUAUGAAUUUGAACGGUUGCUACAACAGAGUCGUCUGGGUUUCGAACAGUCGGCCCACAUCCAGAUGCGGCUGAUUCGGAUGACGGCCACGUCAGCGGACAAGAAUGUCGAACGGAGCUUCUUCAAAAUUCUGCUCGAUCGGAAGACGCACCUGAUUCGGCAGAAUCUUCGCAAGCGCCACUUUCAGCUGACGUUUAUCAUCAACAAGAUGAUCAAGCUGAUGCUUGGAUUGACGUACAGCUCCGAGAUGGUGAUCGACGGUUCCAUGCUGCUUUCAACGUUGCACAACGAGAGUGUCACGUUGGCACUAAAAACGGCUAAAGCACGCACGCAAGAUGGGGCGCAGAUUUGCAGCAAUACCUUUCCGGCCGUCAUGAUUGCUCCGAAGAAGAUCGAUAUCGCUACGGUCCUGCAGAUUGUUACGAAGCAACGUUCGGAGCAGUGCUGCGCAACGCUCAUCAACUGCCUGUUGGUUUCCUGUAAGGGAGCCACAACGACCGCCAUCGAGGACGAUGAGUCGGAAACCUCUAGUGUGGAAAUACUACGUACUCUCACUGCGAACUUCAACGAUGGAAUAAUAAAGACGCAGGAUGCUUACCAGGAGGACUUGAAUAACCGACGAAAAAGUAGCGUGAAUUUAAUCGCUAGUGGUGAGAUGCACCAAGGUGCCUCCGCCAAACCUCCAAAGAUAACUCCGAUUGUAAAACCUGAGUCCAGGGUACCUGACGAAUCCGAGCACAACGAUCCUGCCAUCAACUUUUUCGAUGAAAUGGCCGCCGAAGCUGUUGCGUACAAUACGAUCAACUAUCUGGUCAAUGAACCGGAAGGGAUUGAUCUGCUGGAGAAUUUGAUUGCCGAUGAGGAGAUUUUCAUCGCCAACAUUCUGAUGAAGGUGAUCAAGCUGUGCCCUUCAGCGUUCGAGAAGGAGCUGAACAAAACCGAACUGAUCAAGUGGGUAAAUCGAGGAACUCGUGGCCUUUGGACGCAGGUCGGUGGAACGCUCGAGCACGUGGUGCUCUGGUGGAGCAACUCCCCGCUCGCGUGUAGACCACCUGCUUGUGCCAAGUACCUCCGUGAUUGGCUGCUACUGAUAACUCCGGAUGAAGCUCCCGAGCCGAUAUUGUCCAUGCUGAAGGGUCUAGGGGAAACGCUGACCGUGCAUGUAUCCAGCACGAUCUGGGAUCGGCAGUUUCGUCUGGCGGUUGUGGCCUCCAGCCUUGCUGUGGAUUAUCCCUUCGAGGAGUCAGAGUUUUACAACGCUGGUAUGACGGUUGAGGGAACGGUUUGUGGAAAGGUGUGGAGUGAAUUGCUGUAUCAACUAGUUGUGUUGUCCAAUACCUGUGAUAUUGGAACCAUACCGAAUGAGCUACCGUUGGUAGAACAAAUACCGGUGCUUCACCGGCUUGAUCACUCGAUCCAUUCGAUGCGUAUAUGGGCUGCGAAUAAGGCGCGAUCGCUUUGCACCGACUGGAAUAUGAUGAUGUUCUUCAAGGUAGUUCACAACGAUAUCCGACUUUGCUUGGAACAGUUACAGUAUCUUCGUGUUCCCGAGCUGGUCUCUCCCGAUGCGCUAGAGGUUCAGGUACAGGUGUGCGUUGCAUUGCGCGCGAAAUUAGUUUCGGAAAUUAAGGAAAAUAUUCGCAAACUCAAACUUGCAAGUGCGGAGUGCAUCGACGUUCUGGCGGCAGUUUGUCGCACUACCAGCUUGGCAUCACUAACUCUGUGUUUCCCACAUUACCGCCAUUGGCAGACGGAAAUUCUGCAGGAUACUGCCAACGAGUACGUGGCGUACUUUUUUAAUCAAGUGUACUUUCCGGUCAUCGAGGCUACCAGUGAUCUGGAGAUUUUGAAGUUGACACUCAAGAUCAUCUGCGAAGCUUGGUUGGAUCAUAUUUAUAUGAAAAAGACGCGCUUCAGUAGCAGUGGGGCGUUGAACUUGCUCAAGGAUUUCGAUGGCGUAGCGGAGUGGAUUAUGAAAUGCAAGGCCUUGGAUAAACAGCUCAAGGAAGUUUUGUCAACGCACGAAGUGCUGCGAAUGUGCGAAGGAGUCGGCAAGUUGUUGUUACGAAAACCGGACGAAACUAUAUCGAUUCUUCCUAGCGCAGCAGACGUUCGAAAGGCCGAAGAAGCUGGAGGUGAUGAAAAGGCACCACUGCCACCGGAGAUGUUCGUACCCAACCAGAAACGCUGGUUAGAGUUACGUGCCAGGGAUAGGAAAACGAUGGGCAUCAACUGUGCCUGUUUGUGCGCUGGCACGGAUGUUUAUUGAGUUUAUAAAAAUAAAAUUUUAGUCUUGUUGUAGCAUAUAAAUUUUUCAUGAAGUAGUAGUCUUUUCCCCUUACAAAAAAAAUUGAA